GUCGAAACCAGAAGUCGGAAGCCCCUGAUCAGCUUUCGCACCCGCGGAGUUAACACUUCUAAUACACAAGAGAAAAAAGGGGAUCACAGGAGUAGAAAACCCCUGCUGCGAAGUCCAGAUGGAAUCCAAACCAACAAAUGACGCAGGAAUCUAUUUGGAGGUGGUAAAUGGAGAAGCUCCUGCAAAACAACAAACAAGCCUUGAGUAUCAAGGUCCCGCUACCAAGAAAAAUCCCUUAUCACCAAUAGAUCCUGCACAUUCAGACAAAUUUCUUCAACUUCGGCGAAUGUUGUGGAUUGUUACUGCUGUGGCUUUCAUUUCUCUCGUGACUUCUGCUGCAACUCUCAUCUUAGCUUUGAGAGUGAAAAAUUCUCAGAAUGUUUCGACUUCCCCUACGAUUGUAAAGCACGAGGUAAGAGAAUCGGCACUAUUUUUAGAUUCGUGAAUUCCUAGUCUUCCUCCGGUGAUGUAUACUAUUACGCUCGGAGAAAGUCGAGGGAAACACAAGGACUCGGGGAAAACAAAACUAACUGGUUUCGCGAAGGGCCUGACAUUAAGUGUUUUGUUAUACCUCUAGACUUUCACUUCAACAGCCACAAAAGAAUAACCGGGGCGAAUCAAAACAGUCGACUCGGUACUUACAGCAACACAAAGUUAAUUCUUAAAACCCGGCUGAAUAUGAUUUACAAAGUACUUUCCUUAUAUUAUCUGCAUCUUUAUCGUCCACAAGCGGCUGUUUCUCUUCUGGGAUAACUUUGAAACUCGUUGCGUCUCUAGCUUGAGGCUUACGCCACUUUGCACCAUGCUUUGAUCACGUGCUGUAAUGUAUCCCGCGCGAUCGGACGAUCGGGAUACACAAAAAUCAACCACUGGUAGUCCCUGUUUAGUCGAGAGAAAGUCUAGGAAUAUAACAAAAUUAAAGCAUAUGUUAUCUUGGUAAAUUACUUUGCUCAUUUCAGUAUUACGAGAAUUUUCUUAUGCUACUACGGCUAAAUUUAGGAAAGAUGCAACCGCUUUGGUACACAAAGAUAUUUCAGUAAUGGUGUGAGCAAAAGGAAUUUUGGCAUUUUGAAAUUUUCCAAAUAGGAAAACAAAACUUUAUCGUCGGCCCGAUUUUCUCGAGUUUCAAUGUAGUUCCUUUCUGCCCGUCCUUUGUCAAACUGAGACUAUUUCUAAGGCCUGGAAUAAACACCACAAGAUUUCACGGGCUGCAGCAAAACAAUCCUACACAAGUUUUUUCCUAGUCAGUCCCCGGCCUCGGGGCUGGUGUAUUCGUCGUCAGGUAUAUCAUGUACUGCCCACCCCUUUUACCUGAGGACUUUCACAAUGAGAAAACUAUCAGAAUUCAAAGAAACAGUGCUCUUGAUUCCUUUUCAAUUUCCCAUGAAUUUACAGCUAAAACGUUUCUGUCUGUGCGACAAGAACCAGUCAAGUACGAAUUUGAAGUGAUUGUCAGAAUGCCUUGUUGGCCACGAACUAGCACAGAAUUUAAAUUUGGUCACACUGUACUUCCGAGAAAACUGUGUAGAAAUAGAUGUGGACAUAGUAAAAAAUAUAUAUAUAAUGGUAAACUUUCUCUGUUUAAAAUCUACUAAUUAAUGAAGGAUCUCAGUCUCCGAAAAUCUAAUGGCCCAUUUUUUUUUUAUAAUCUAAAAACUUUCAAUUUUAAGGCCUUUUUUCACAUGCAAAUGAGGUAUACCUCAUCCAAAAUGCCAAAAGUAAAAAUCAUGUCCUGUUUUGCCACACUUGGUCCUAGCCAGUUUCAGUUGCUCAUAUUUACCGGUAGAACUCUUAUCAUGGCGGUCUUAUCAUGGCGGUCUUGUAACCUGCCACUUUUAGUAUCCUCUGAGAUCAGUAAGAUUGUACGUAUCGUAAACAACAUCAUUUGUCCAUCCCUUUUAGGGACGAAAAAACUGGCAAAUCAACUCGAGGAGAUUAAGAUCCAAAACACGUGAGGAUUGUUUCAAUAAGCUAAGAUACUGGGGCACCCAAUGGAUCUGUUCCUCAAAAUAUCUGUUCUUCAGGCAAUUUUUCGCUGGCUGGGAGAUUUGGAAAACAUAAUAUGUCCUUGAAAGGUGAAAUUGUUGCUGGGAAAUAGACAGUUCAGGAUGUCUGAGGGGAUUUGGUUCUUUGGUGUCUCGAAUAGCUGGUAUGUGCUAUUUCUGAGACCCACCGCCAACCACCCCUCCCCCCACUACCCCCACUGAAGGGCUGAAAUUUCCCUAUGUCCACAAACAAACUGGCCAGUAAUGUCUGGACUUUCGUUUGCUGGGAAACUUCCCAGUAAGUGAGGUUGGAGGUUGUAGGUGCACUUUGCUGGCUGGGAACUCUUCCAUCAGUCUUGCUGGGAGUGAGGAACAGAUAAAUUUUUCCCAGCAAUCUCCUAAAAUGCUUAAAAUGGUUUCAGAAAGCUUGUUCAUGCUUUGUUGCUGUUUUUACGUUCUUUUUCUGAAAAUUUCCCGUUGGGUGCUCCUGUGUAUUGAUGUCAGUUAAGAAUUUAACUGGAAGAAAUUUGUGCUCGCUCUUGCUGUUGAAACAGCGCUAACAUCAAAUCCAGAUUUGUUUUUGUCAAAGUUGUCACAACGCCUUUUGAUAGCUGUUAAAACGCUUUUUUUUUCAACAGCUACAAAACGCAACCGUUAGACUUGAUCAACAAGACGUCAACUUGAAGUUGCUCUUGAGUGAAAUUAACAGCACCCUCUCCUUAAAAGUAAAGCUGAUAUUGCCUUACAAAUAUAUGGCUUUCCCCGUAGACCUGCUCUCAUUUUGUUCAAUUUUACAGCUAUAAGUAUAGUUUUCCGAGGGGAUGACGAGUGGACCAAAAAAAAAAGCUGGGCUUUUUGUUAAUCAAGGCACUAUCACUGUGUCGUAAUGUAGAAUCAAUUUUUUACACACUCUGUUAGCGAGGCUUUAAAAAUGGAGGCCCCAAUUUUCAUAGCAAAACAACAUAAUCGGCAUAUCUUUUACGCAACAAUGCAAGUGGCCUCGAGCCGGGUAACUUAAAUAUGUGGAUUUUUGUAGUUGUUGUUUUUUUUUCCUUAUUGGUUUUCAUCUUUCUAAUGACCUGUGCAAUGUAUGGAAACGAAGCACAUAAAGAAAAGAUAAAAAUUUACGCAUUUCUUUUCAGGUAGAGAAUGUCAGCAAACUACCGGGCCCAGUCGGCCCUCCUGGAGUAAACGGUUCCCGAGGCCCGAUGGGUCCAGAAGGACCCCAAGGAUUCAACGGAUCCCAGGGUGCAAUAGGUCCUCAGGGAUUUAACGGCUCCCAGGGGUUGAUUGGACCACAGGGUCCCCAGGGUGCUGGGGACUUCUCUUUGUGUAAAUACAUGACCGAGUCUUCAACGGGACGUCAGUCGCCAGUAAGAAGCCUUUCCCCUGGCGCUGGUAUUCAAGUAAUUCUCGGGGAACCAAAUGUAAGUUUAUGAUCAUUGUUGUUAUUAAUUAUAACGAUUAUCAUUGUCAUUAUUAUUAUUUAUUAUUAUUAUUAUUAUCAUUAUUAUUAUUAUUAUACUUUUGUGGGUUUUAUAGGUGUUUGCGCUCAUUCAGUGAGUAUCAGUAGUUUGUUUAUCAACUUCAAAUACACUCGUGCAUUCAAACUCUACUUAAAAAUUGUCUAAUACUUCUUUGAUUUGGAUAACAGAAAAUGCUCCUUUGAGAUAAUAUAAAAUCAAGAUAAUAUAAAAUGCUCAAGCUAAAGAGGUUUAUAUGCAGACGUAGUGACCGGAAAAAAAACUUGAAAUAUCCCACGUGCUACCCGCCGCUCAUCGCACAAUAUGCAACGAGUUUCUACAUUUCUAAUUGGCUGUAUUCUUUAUGGGAUAUUAAUAAUGAUGAAAGCUGGCAAUAACUUAAGUUUGCCCCAUCAUUCGCUUUAGGCAUAGUUAUUUAAAGCCGUCCUUAUGGUAUAUGCAUAAGUUUAUUUAUUUAUUUAUUUAUUUAUUAUUUGUUUUUUGCUCUCAACACUCAUGGCUAAUUUGGUCCUUUGUUUGUUCAUUUUAUUUUUGUGCGUAUAUUUCCCUUUAGAGAAGAACAUGUUUUUCAUUUUUAUUCUUCCAGGACAAGAGAAUAGUUGGUGUGUCAUGCUCCACGAACCGAGCCCAGAUGUAUCUUCUUUCAAGCGGAAUCAACCCAUCCAACGGUCAACGGUUUUAUUACUGUGACUGUUUUGGACAUUUUGGCUCUGGUUGGCAGUCUGUGACUUGUUUUAUGUCGUACUGGCUUUGCCCUCUUUCAACAUAAUACUCAAGACAUACCAUCUAUCUUAGAUAAUCACACGAAUUUCAAGAGUAAUUUGGAAUACGUAAGCACAUAACUAAGUUAAGACCGUUCACGAAGCUAAGCCACCAUGGAUAAAUGGAUCCUCUUUUAAAGAACUUUAUUCGAAAGUAACAUUGGCCUUGUCUUCGAUUAACCCAACCAAGACACAGGAACCGCUCGGCUUCCCUGGAUGGCUCUUAAAAGGGGAACGCUCGGACAUUUUGGCUACGCGCCCACCAGGGACAGGAGAGAAAAUUUUAAUGCCCAUAACACAUUAGCUCCCCAACUCUGGUUAUUAAUAAUCAGAGUAAGUUUUGGUCUUCCUUCAGAACGAAAACCAAUAAAUGAUCAACUCAAUAUAUCUGAGAAUGGACACUCGGGACCGUACUUCGUGGUGUUUCUGAAGAUUUUUUUCUGAAUAUAUAUAUAUACUAGAGGGUUUAAGCAUCGCGUUUACGGCAAACGACAAACAUGAAUUUGUACCGCGUGACCAAGUUUUCCAUUUACUUAUCGUUUACUCUUCAUUAUAACUACACGAAAAUCGGUAGAUUCACGCCAAUUCUAUCCAUAAGAAUUGUUUUACUCUGUUUUUAUCUGCUCAUUUCUCAUUUUGAAAAUUUCUCAACUUGAAUCUCACGUUUGCCGUUUGCCCUAAACGCAAUGCUUGAUCUCUGUACUACCAAAAUUCUUCUAACACCGGCUCUAAUAUUGGAAGCUGAGAUAAACUCAAUCUUCUUUUUUUGUUGUUGUAAAUUUGAUCCCAGUCCCUAGCUUUAAAAUGAAAAAAAAAUCAAAAAAUCACUUUGUAAAUAUCUUUGUUUAAAAGUAACAGAAAUUUUACUAAUAUAACAUUGAGUUUUUCAAAAUUAAAUUUAUGGUGGUUCUUGAACUCUUUAAGUUUUCACAAUCAAAUGUUUUACAGUUAAUUUAUGCCAACAACUUUUAAAUUCUUGCAUCUCCUCUGUUAUAGUGACAUAGUGUUACGCGUCAGUGUAUGUAAAAUGAUACUUAGCAAUCUAUUCUGGAAGAAGUAAGCUAAAAUUGUAGGUAUAUCAAUAUUUAACUUUAAGUUUAUUGCAAAACAGUACAAGUGUAACUUACCGAAAUUAAAAUCCUUGUAAAUAGUUAAUUAUCCUACUAGUUGUAAAUGCAUUCUGUAUAACAAAUAUAAGGCAUUUAAGUAAGC
Molecule: messenger RNA, 5442 nt
Organism: Porites lobata
Lineage: Eukaryota; Metazoa; Cnidaria; Anthozoa; Scleractinia; Poritidae
Source: the annotation of a GenBank genome assembly